AUGGAGCGUCUUCGUCUCCUGCGCCUCCAACACGAAGACCUCAAAGUGCUCAGCAACGCCCCGAUCGCGGCCGGCGCGCACGGCGAAGUCUGGCUCGGGACGUAUGCGAGCCAGGCGGUUGCCAUCAAGCGCACCACAGACAAGUCGAUGAAAGCGAUCGCCAAGAUCUCGGAAGAAAUCCUCCUCAUGUCCCGAAUGGAUAGCCCGUAUAUCGUGUCGCUGAAUGGUGCGAGCUGGACGCGCCCGACCGACCUCGAGUGCGUCGUCGAGUACAUGGACCGCGGUGAUCUGCGGUCGUUCUUGUCGUCCACCUCGUCGGCAGCCUUCUCAUGGCACCAAAAGCAGGAGAGCAUCGCGCAAGUCGUCCAAGGGCUUGUGUACCUGCAUACGUUUGAGACGCCGAUCAUCCACCGCGAUCUCAAGUCCCGCAACGUCCUUCUCGACUCCAAGAAGGGGACCAAGCUCACGGACUUUGGCGAGUCGCGUGAGAUGGACGAAGAGACGCUUACGAACGGCAUUGGCACGUACCAGUGGAUGGCGCCCGAGAUCUUUACGGGCCACGACUACUCGACGGCGGCCGACGUCUACUCGUUUGGAGUCUUGCUCUCCGAGUACUCGACGCACCGUGUGCCGUACGCCGACAUGAUCAACCCGCGCACCAACAAGCCGAUGAACCAGCAGUUUAUCAUGGCGCAGGUACUCUCAGGCACAAUUACCCCUACGUUCGAGACGUCGACAACGCCGAUGUGGGUCCUGGAGUUGGCCAAGCAGUGCUUGGUCUACGACCCCGAAGACCGUCCGAGCAUGCUGCAGAUCGUCAACGUCGUGCUCAAGGCCACGGCGGCGUAG
Saprolegnia diclina VS20 is the source of this 849-nucleotide messenger RNA. Its product is annotated as TKL protein kinase. Bases 1 to 849 code for a protein of 282 amino acids. The record is from RefSeq and is a predicted model, not a curated record. Gene Ontology annotation, biological process: protein phosphorylation. Lineage: Eukaryota; Oomycota; Saprolegniomycetes; Saprolegniales; Saprolegniaceae. The transcript is spliced from 4 exons. Gene Ontology annotation, molecular function: ATP binding; protein kinase activity.